GGACUCCACAGUAUAAACGUUGGCUUACUGUUCGGGUUAUUAGUCUUGUAUUUUAAACAUCUCAGCGGUCCAAGAUAUUUUGCAUAAAUCUAUUUUUUUAUCAAUUUAUCGAGGAUGAGUCAAUCAACUGUUUUCUUUUGUGUUGGGACUUUGGUGAUGCUUGGUGUCUUUGGUUUCAGCCAAGGUUGUUUAAUCCAAGGUAGUCAAUGUACAACCUUGCUGUCCAUGGGAGAAACGGGUCUGGAUCAGAUGGACCAAUUUUGUUCCAAGUUAAGCAUUGUUCUGAACUGUAUGAACGCGGCCUAUGCUACAUGUUCAAGUGAAGCAGACAGAGCCAAUUUGAACUCUGGGAAGGCGGGGCUCGAACAGCAGUACAACACGUACUGUUCCAGUGGCUGUAGCGUUGUAGAUUUAAUGAAAUGUGUGCCUCAAAACACGGGAGAACUGUCAACAUUAAACGCUGCAGCUUGUCGGUCUCUAAGAGAGAUGAGAACCUGUUUAACAGACGUGAGGGCCAACUGUAAUCAGGAGGACAUUAAGGCACAGAUCGACAUGCAGCUUCAGGGCGCUGAUCAGAUGCUGGCACAUUGCUCCAGGUCAAGGUCAGGUUAAAAUCACGAAAGAUUUCAAAUCCUCUCAGAAUGAACCAGUAACAUGACUUCAAGUUUCAACACCAGCAUUACUCAACUCUGUGUAACACAUGUCAUGCUAUGUAUUUGAUCAAUCAUAUUUCUAAACUCCAUUUCUGUUACAAUCUUAUUAGGGAACCAAUCAUGUAUGCAAAAACCAUUUUUUUAAAUUCAGAAAUAAUAAAUACGCUUAUAUCAAACAUGAAAUAUAUACACAGUUGUUUAAAAAAAAUGAA
Messenger RNA from Biomphalaria glabrata, 865 nucleotides. RefSeq lists its product as uncharacterized. Lineage: Eukaryota; Metazoa; Mollusca; Gastropoda; Planorbidae. The record is from RefSeq and is a predicted model, not a curated record. The transcript has 8 exons. Bases 115 to 612 code for a protein of 165 amino acids.